Messenger RNA from Jaculus jaculus (lesser Egyptian jerboa), 2631 nucleotides. It is a transcript of the gene C1H16orf46, whose product is annotated as chromosome 1 C16orf46 homolog. The transcript is spliced from 3 exons. Lineage: Eukaryota; Metazoa; Chordata; Mammalia; Rodentia; Dipodidae. Bases 281 to 1504 code for a protein of 407 amino acids. The record is from RefSeq and is a predicted model, not a curated record.
GAAGGAAAAUAAAAUGUAUAUUUAGGCAGUGGGGAGAUGGCUCAGUGAAUAAAGGCCUCAAUUGGGUUCACAGAGUCCAUAGAAAGGUAGACACUGUGGCACUAAUGUCAGUAAUCUCAGCACACCUAUGGUAGAAGGGAGGUAUAGCCAGCAGAAUCACCCAGAGUCUCUCCGGCCAGCUGGCCUGGCUAAUGCAGCUGUGAACAACGGAAGGAGAGAUACUGCUUCAAACAAGGUUGAAGGAAGAAGAUGUUAAAAACUAUAAGCAACCAUUCUGGUAAUGGAUCUGUGUCAAGAAAGUGAGACUAAUUUAGAAAAUAGUGAAAAUGAUGAGUCUCAAAGCACAGAAGAAACCCAACUAACUUUAACAUGUCCAGAUGAAAGAAGUGAAAGGAAUCAUGUUUGUUGUCUUCUGAAUAUCAGUGACAUCACACUUGCAGAAGAUGAAAGAGUCAACGAGCUUGUUGUCGGCACUGGGUGGAGAGAAGCUGUCCGUGGCUGGGGAAAGACUUCUCCCACUGCCUGCAUCUGGCUAAGGAAGAAGGCAAAAAAGGCAAGGGCAGGUGAAAGUACCACCAGCAGCUGCUUAGUCUGUGCCAAUCUCUCCCAAGGGAGUCUGGAGGCCCGGCUUCCCCUGGAUGCUGGGAAAUGGGAUGCAAGGGCUGAGGCUGAGGCUGUGUGCCAUGAGAAGACCUGGAGCAGCCUCUCCCAGACUCAGGGCCUCUCCCAGGUCCCCAGCAUUGCUUCCAGGGAGCCUAACAAAAUCUGCUUUCCCACCUGCGGUCAGGGGGAAAAAAAAUGUCUGCAAAUCAAGGAGUUCAUCUGGUGCAUGGAAGACUGGGCCAACCCUGAGGCUGUUAACAACAAGGUCCCCAAGAACUCCAGUGGAGGUGUGGACAGAGGGCUACACAUCUCAGACUUCUUGACCUCCAAGGCCCUCAUGGUUCUGCCUCCCCUGAAAGGCUCCCCACCAAGCAGCUGGGAAGUUCUGAAUAAGAAGAACAAGAAUAGUUUCUGGCAAUCAGAAGAGAAGGUGCUGAGAGUGGCGAAGGAAGAGUGUGUGGCUUGUUCAUAUGGAUUGAAAACAAUUGAUGGGAAAGGUGAAAAGAGACAAUUAGAGCCAGCCCAGUACCUGAAGGCCACCGACACGCUGCCUUUCCCAUCCCCUGUGGCCCAGACAUCCCUGCUGGCUGAAUCCCAGAAGUGCUGCCUGGGCUGGUCCCUCCUGCCCGAGAAAAACCCAGUGUGCCCACCCAACCCCAACAGUGUACCCUAUCUUGCCACCUUACAGUUUUUACAGAAACAGGGAGUACAAAGUUACAGAGCCAAGUUCAAAGCCAAGGAGUCAAGGCCUCCCAGGAAUACUCACAAGCACAUUUUCACAGAGGCCAAGCAGGAAAACAGGUCCCAGACAGUGGAGACCAAAGUGCUCUCAAGAUCUCUCUUGCCAUCCCUCACAGUGAGCAGGGUCAUUAUUCCCAUGUCCACUCACAGAGUCCUCUGAUUUGCCACAAUAUAUUUCCCUGGGAAUAAGUGCUGCCUGGAUUUUAUUUGUCCUCUUUCUCCCUGCUCCUUUACCUUACUGUUUCUCUCCCCUCCAUUUUUUCUUCUCCUUUUUCUUCCCUUUUAUACUGUCUUUAACUCCCUCCCCCUCCACCUUGAUGUAACCAUAGAAAAUUGAUCAUCCUUAGGUAGGUUUGGAUAUUUUAUCAAAGCACCAUCUUUGACUGUGUGUGAUGACACACACCUCUCAUUCCAUCUCUGGGAAGGCUAAAGCAGGAGGGUCUUGGGUUCCCAGCUAGUUUGGGCUACAAGUAAGACCCUGUCUCAUAACACAAAAUCAAAUCAUAGAGCAUCAUAUUGAUGUUAUCUGUUUCUGCUGCUAACCCAUUUAUAGAAUGUAAAUUGUCAAUGCCAGCCCCGUGCCUGCCUGCCUGCCUUGCCCAGUAGAAGCCAUGUUGUAAGUGGUGAAGGGCCUCCCUCUGUGAUACUCCUUUCCCAGCCCAGAGAUGUCUGGCAGGUGUUCUUUCUGUCUCACUGUAGUAUCGCAAGCUUAGUACACUGGGCUGGCCUAGAGGAAAUUGUUUUCUGAUCUCCUGAACCAGACAGUUUCGGUCUGGUGCCUCUUUUGUUUGCGUUCAAGUGGAUAACCUGGUGUCUAAGAAGUCAUAUUUUUUGUAUCAUGUUCAGGGACAUAUAAUGUCCAUUGUCUCCUCUGUCCAGAUUGUCGUAUCCAUGGCUCUCCACAGUUCUGGGUGUCCAAGGGAUCAGAUCCUCCUCACAUUAUAGCCUCAGGUUGAUCUCUGUAGCUAGAAGUGUUUAGCUACAGUUUUAUAAAAUCCAGCCUUGGAAGCAGGUUCUGAAUGAUGAGCCAUUGAGGAAGAGUCACUGUCACUCAGUCUGCUUCCUCUGGUUUCACUUGCAUCUGGUAUUAGGGAAUGAGGCUGAUACAUUCUUCCUCUCUGUCCUCCUCCUGCCCUCAUUUCAUUUUCACCAGUGGUUAGUUCUUGAAGUUGUACAUUAGUUAAAUAUAAUUGUGUAAUAUUUUUAUUGCCAUGUAAUAUUGCUGUAUGGACAAAUGCUCUAACCAUUUUGUGAUGUGAAUAACCAUUAAAUUAUUUUGUAAUGACA